This is a messenger RNA of Tripterygium wilfordii, 849 nucleotides long. RefSeq names its product proteoglycan 4-like. Lineage: Eukaryota; Viridiplantae; Streptophyta; Magnoliopsida; Celastrales; Celastraceae. The record is from RefSeq and is a predicted model, not a curated record. Bases 1 to 849 code for a protein of 282 amino acids. Gene Ontology annotation, biological process: negative regulation of catalytic activity. Gene Ontology annotation, molecular function: enzyme inhibitor activity. The transcript has a single exon.
AUGGAGACCAAGAACAAUCAGAAACUGCUUGUCUUCUCAUGCUUCACUCUCUCACUCUUUAUUUCUGUCCACGCCAUUUGCGUGCCUCGGAAAUCCGAAGCUGGUACUCCUUCUCAGCCAUCGCAAACUCCACCACCAAUGCAGCCUGUUUCAUUCCCUCAGGCUCAGCCAUCAAAGACUACACCUUCAGCUCCAACGACAGAUCCUCCACAGCCCAAAACGACCACAACAAAGAACACAGAUUCAGCACCAGAGACGGAAGAUCAGAAAAGCCAUGGCUCGCCCCCACCAACCACUCCAGAGCAGCCUCCGGUGGAGCCUACGCCGUUUACACCUCAAUUUCCUUUACUAGGAAUGCUAAAAGGAAACCCAUCUGAUGGCCUCUCGGCGAAUGUUGAUCCUCUAGUAAAGAAAGUCUGCGCAUCCACCGAUUACUCAUCUCUUUGUGAGUCUUCCAUAGCACCCUUGCUAUCUGGCGCGAAGGACGCGACUGCUGAUGCCGUUGCUAUGCUUGAAUUGGUGAUAAAAGCAGCCUCUGAACACACUAAGUUAGCCAUUGCUGAGGCGGAAAAGCUUAUCGCGGCACCGACUACCCCUGCCAAGGUUUUAGCUAUGAUUAAAGACUGUAAGGAUAACUAUGAUGAUGCUUUGGAUAAUUACCAGAGUGCUUUGGAUGCGAUCCCAGCUCGUGAUAUUGGCACCAUUAAUAGUAUGCUUAGUGCUGCAUUGACAGAUUAUACAACUUGUGAUGAUGGGUUUGAAGGUUUGAAAUCUCCAGUAGCUGCAAUUGAUAGGUUGCUUAGUAAAAUGGCUAGCAACACCCUUGCCGUUGCUUCCUUGGUCAAUUGA